Homalodisca vitripennis (glassy-winged sharpshooter) is the source of this 3322-nucleotide messenger RNA. RefSeq names its product ATP-dependent RNA helicase vasa. The transcript is spliced from 13 exons. Gene Ontology annotation, molecular function: ATP binding; RNA binding; RNA helicase activity. The record is from RefSeq and is a predicted model, not a curated record. Lineage: Eukaryota; Metazoa; Arthropoda; Insecta; Hemiptera; Cicadellidae. Gene Ontology annotation, cellular component: P granule; nucleus. Gene Ontology annotation, biological process: cell differentiation; gamete generation. Bases 151 to 2301 code for a protein of 716 amino acids.
AUAUUCUUAAAUCUCUAUUUUGAUAUUUUGUAUUUAAUUUUGUAUUUUACUUUUCCCGCUAUUUUUAUUGCAUCCCGGCCUGUUCUGAAACUAAGCACAGCUUCUUUCUUCUUCAUCGUAGUCAAGGCUGGAAGGCAGAAUUAUUCCGAAAUGGCCGAUGAUGACUGGGAUGAUGGUCCAUCAACAACAACAUACUCUGCUCCUGUUUCUAACUUAUACCAGCAAUCAGAGACCGGAAGGGGUGGUAAAGGUAGAGGCUUUGACCCGGUAGACAAUGAAGAGAGAGGUAACAGCUACGGUGGAAGAUCCGGCUUUGGAUCUGACAGAGGAGGCAGAGGUGGUGGACGGGGAGGAGGACGUGGUGGAGGUCGCGGCGGAGAAAGAGGAGGCCGUGGUGGCGGAAGAUUUGGUGAUGGAGACGGACGGAGAGAAGGAGACUGGAUCUGCCCUGAUUCAGACUGUAACAAUAGCAAUUUCAGCUGGCGAACAGAAUGUCAAAAAUGUCAGACUUCAAAGCCUGCAAGUGAAGGUAGUGGUCGCCGUUAUGAUGACGGAGAAAGCCGUGGAGGCCGCGGCGGGGGCCGUGGUGGUAGAGGAGGUGGGCGAGGAGGACGCUAUGAUGAUGGUGGAGACAGCUAUGGUGGUGGUAACCGUUAUAGUAAUAGAGAUGAGGAUGGUGAUAAUGGAAGUUCUUUCCGUGGAGGAAGAGGAGGUGGACGGGGAAGGGGAGGUGGCAGGGGAGCCGAAAAUGGAGAUAAUGGUCAGAAAGAGGAAGAUUGGAUUUGUCCGGACAAUGAAUGUGGAGCCAGUAAUUUCGGGAGGCGGCGGAAAUGUCACAAGUGCGAGACUCCCAAACCUGGUGGAGAUGGCGAUGAAAAACCACGCCCAGAGCUUUACAUUCCCCCGGAGCCUACAGACGAUGAUGCUAUAUUGUACGGAGGUGGAAUAUCUUCUGGUAUUAACUUCGACAAAUACGACUCAAUUAAAAUUAAGGUAUCAGGCAAUAAUGUUCCGGAACCUAUCAGAGAUUUUAAUAGUGCUGGACUCAGGCCAUUUGUGCUUGAAAACAUAAGGAAGUCCGGCUACACUAAACCAACACCGGUACAAAAGAACGCUAUUCCAAUCAUUAUGAGUGGUCGAGAUUUGAUGGCGUGUGCUCAAACAGGAUCAGGGAAAACGGCUGCCUUCCUCAUUCCCAUUAUCAAUACAUUACUAGAAAGUCCAAGAGACCUUGUGUGUGAGGGUGAAACCUGUGAACCUCAAGCCAUUAUAGUUUCACCUACUCGAGAACUGACCAUUCAGAUAUUUGAUGAGGCACGGAAAUUUUCAAAAGGAUCUAUUUUGAAGGUUUGCAUUUCAUAUGGAGGUACUGGAACAAUGCACCAAGCCUCAAAAUUGAUGAACGGAUGUCACAUCCUGGUAGCUACUCCUGGAAGACUUAACGACUUUGUGAACCGAGGCCGCAUCGCCUUUGGAUCUGUUAGGUUUUUUGUAUUGGAUGAGGCAGACAGAAUGUUGGACAUGGGUUUUCUGGGAGACAUGGAAAAAAUGCUGAAUCAUGCUUCAAUGGUGGCAACGGGAGAACGUCAGACUCUUAUGUUCUCUGCAACGUUCCCAGAUGAAAUUCAGCAGCUGGCUGGACAGUUCCUGCACAACUACAUCUUUGCUGCUGUUGGAAUAGUGGGUGGAGCUUGUGCAGAUGUAGAACAGAUUUUCUAUCAGGUUGCAAGAAAUGAAAAACGUAACAAAUUAAAAGAAUUGCUUUUGCAAGACAAUGAUAAAGUACUAGUCUUUGUUGAGACGAAACGGAACGCUGAUUUCAUUGCAGUGUAUUUGUCCGAACAAAAUAUCCCCACCACAAGCAUCCAUGGAGACAGAAUGCAGCGAGAGCGAGAGAUAGCUCUCAGUGAUUUCAAAUACAACAGGAUGAGAGUGCUCGUCGCAACAGCUGUUGCUGCUCGUGGUUUGGAUAUCAAGGGAGUGGCACAUGUGAUAAACUAUGACUUGCCUAAAUCGAUUGACGAGUACGUCCAUCGCAUCGGUAGAACUGGACGAGUGGGUAAUCGUGGAAAGGCUACAUCGUUUUUUGACAGUGAAGCCGAUGGGCCUUUGGCUUCCUUCUUAGUUAAAAUUCUGCAACAGGCCAAUCAGGAAAUACCAGACUGGAUGGAUUCUGCCUCAUAUGGUGGUGGUUCUAGCUUCUCCAUGGGCAGGAACUUUGGCGGCACAGACUUCCGAAAGACUGAUUCAUUCAAUAAUGGACCCCAGCCUCAAUCUGCAGAAGCAGAAGAAGAAUGGUAGUUUUGCUGUGUAUUUUAAAUAGAUGUAUAUAAUUAUGUUUAUAUAUAUCGUAAGUUAAAAGACUGUGAUCAAAUGUAUAAUAAGGACAUUCCGACCAACCUUUGUCAUAGCUUUGUUUAUUUAGUUUUUCUUAAUUCUUUUACAUUGUUUAACAAAGAAGCCAAGACUACUGAGACAUGAGUGCCUUUCUCUGAUGCUGAUUUUUUUAGUCUGAGACAUGUGACAUUUAAUCUUUUUAAAGUCAAAAUUAUGUAUUAGUUUUGGUGCACAAAUAGCAAUCCAUUAAUUUUACUAGUUUGGACAAAGGCUAAUAAUAAAAAUUUUCAAAGCCGUCUGUUUUGAACAGUGAUUUUGCAUUAAAAAGACAACAUUGGCGUGUGAUACUUAAAGAGUUUAAAUGUUUCACUUGAACAUGUGUUUGGGCAUAGUUACUAUGUUUUAAUAUGUUCCUUAAGAGGGAGGAUAGCUUUUGUUUAUUUUCUACUUUCAAAAUGGGAUUUAGCCCACUUAAGUUUUUGAUAUUUUCUUCUGAUUAACAGUAAUAUUUUUGUCUUUUUAGUAAUAAUUAUGAUUACUUGCUUCACUGUAUCACUUAAUUGUUGUAGGUGCUAUUUAUCAAGUGAGCUUCAAUGUUUGAUCGCUUGACCAUACCUUGUUGAAGCCAAAGUACUGUUUUUACUUAAUAAUUUAGCUGUUGUCAUAUUUUGUUCUAUAGCGUAGAAAAGUAUUAUUUUGAAUGUUAAGAUGUUUCUUAAUUGUUUACGAAAAUACAAGAGUAGAACUUGUUAAAGUAAAAACUAACAACAAUCUAUUUUUAUUGUAAAGUAAUACAAACAGGAUUAUCGAUCUUAGUAAUAAGAUCUUAUUAUUAUAUAGGUAGGACACUUUUUAAAGUUACAUGAUGUAAGUUUGAGCGAAUUGUUUCAUAAACAAUCUUCAAACUAAUAAUUUACUAUAAUUUCCUGUCAUAUUGGUUUUUUUAUUAAGUUAGUUGAUAAUACAAAUUUUUGUUAAAGUACUA